Messenger RNA from Caenorhabditis auriculariae, 6641 nucleotides. Lineage: Eukaryota; Metazoa; Nematoda; Chromadorea; Rhabditida; Rhabditidae. The record is from the annotation of a GenBank genome assembly.
AUGGUAUGGUGAUGUUGCAGGGAGGGAAAAAGAUAAAUAUUGCGAUAAAUUUUCUUUUUGUUCUGGAAUCAGGGGGUGAUGUUUUUAUAAUAUGAUAUAAUAAAAUCUCUUGCCAAUUUACCUGAGGCAAUCUGUACAAAUACCGGAGGCUCAUGCAUAUUUUAUUUCGAUAAUUUUUUUUAUGAAAAGCACGUUUUUGAUCGGUAAUUUAUUACGUAAAAAAUGAAUUUAGAGUUUUCAGCGGUUUAGAAAGAAAUAUUUUAAUUUUUUUCGGAAAUUUCGAAAGAAAUUUAUGGGAAAGAUUGCUUUUUAUAUACUUUGUUUUAUACUUUUUGUAUCAUUUUAGGGAUAAUUUUGACGAAUUUAACGUUCAAAAUGAAUUUUAAAAGCGAAACCCCGACGAAAAACAGUCAAAAAUGGCGAGUCUGAUGAGGCCAAAAGUUUUGAUCUGACGUCGGGGGGUCAAAACGGCGGAGGUUCGAGAAGAAUCUCUGGAUUGGCGGGAAAGGUCAGCCGUCCCAAAAACAAUCGUCAUUCCUUCUUUUUCUACCUUUUCGAGGGUGUGUUGCUGCCGCUCGACACAAUUUUCGAAUUUGUUGUUGUUAUUGUGGUUUUUUCGAUAGUUUUGCUUGUAUUAUUUCAAUUGUUUCGAUAAUUUUGAAUCAAUGAGCCGUUAUUAAAGGUUUUAUGCGUUCAUUUUCGGUUUUUUUCCAGUUAGAAAAGUGUUUUUGAUUUGAACUUAUGUAUUCGAUGUUUGUUUAAAUAUCCUUGCAGGACUGUUUAAAGGCGCAGAGAGUUUGAAUGAAAAUGGAAACGGUUACUCGCUUCGAGACUCUCAUCGAUUUGACCCCUGCGCCUUUAAAUUUUCCAGCAAGAUUGUUCUAACAAACUUUUUCACUGCUAUGUUGAAUGUUCAAAAUUUAGAGAAAUGCUGGAAUUUUUAAUAAUGUAUACUUUUUCCGUGUAAAAGCGUUCAGUUUUUUUUGUUUCGAAAAGUGUUUUUUAUUUGAAUUUCAUGUCGAUGUUUGUUUAAAUAUCCUUGCAGGACUGUUCAAAGGCGCAGAGAGUUUGAAUCACAAUAGAAACGGAUAUUCCCUUCGAGACUUUCAUUGAUUUGACCCCUGCGCCUUUAAAUUCUCCAGCCACAUUUUGAAGCAAACCAUGUUUUCUAGACUGCUGAACAUUCUAUCGAUUUCUCUCAAUUCGCGUUUAUUCUCCUUUUUUUCAACAUAUUCUUUGAUUACAGGCGACUACCGAGAUUCCUGAAGGAGGGCCACUCUACAAUCUAUUCUGAAUCCCUUGCUGGGUUGUUCAAAGGCGCAAGUAUCCACUCAAAAUCCCAUCUUUUUUUCCGUAAAUUCGAUUUUACGCUUGCGCCUUUGAGCAACCCACGGCAAGGGAGUUUGAAUAGUUCAAAGCGCCAAUUUUCAGAAGAUGAGUUAAAUAUUUACGUGAUCAGUACUAAUCAUAGCUUUUUCUCAGGAACCUGAAGUCAAGAGGUCGUUUGGUCCAAUCCAAAUUUUUUGCUGGGGUCUUUAAAAGAGCUAAUUUUUGUCUUGAAACCUCAAAUCAACUCCCGAGCCUUUAAAACCUCCAGCAGGAAUUUUCGAGGAUGCUUGUUCAGGAUUUUCGCUAGGUAACUUGAAUCCGUUAUUGAUUUUUAUCGAUUUUAUUCAGAAGGCCGAUGGAUCGCGACUUCGACGUCGUUAUCGAGGGAUCGACCCGGAUUGGUAACGAUUUCAAAUGUUUCAGUGUUGCUUUCUGCGUUGAGAAACGUUUAAAAAAACUUGAAUUUUCCAUUUUUUUUUUUCAAUCGACUUCCUAGAAACAACGUUUCUCAACGAAGAAAGUUCUGUGUCAAAUUUUCCUCUUCUCAAAACUUCAACUAGAGUUUUUUUAAUAAUUUUUUUCCAGGCAUUUUUAGUUUUUCCUCCGGAUGGUAUCGCAUGGAGCUUCCCGCGCAUAGAUUUUUGAACGAUUCCGCCGAGUUUCGUUAGAUGCGACGCGGUCGCGCUGCGGUUCAACACCCCUGCAAUAUUUUGCCAAACUUGAUUUUUUCACAAUUCGUUGUUAAUUUGAUUGUUUGUAAUUUUGUUUUUUGUCUAUAAGAUUUUAUCUCAAGUCCGCAAAUCUUCGGAGCCGUUAUCACAGAGGACCGUAAUCUCAUGGACCUCAAUUUUCUUUCUCUUUUUUGCCUCUUUUGUUUUUUAUUUCUUGUUUCGUGCUCAGAAUACAAUUUUUUUGAAAAAAAAAAUUUAAAAAAUUGAAUUUUUUUGUGUUUGAAUUUGUGAGCCUUAAGAUUACGGUACUCUGAGAUAACGGCUCCGAAAAACUUACGGACUUGAGAUAAAAAUCGUACCAUCGUCUAUGAGGGAUCAACUUGUCAAGCCGUCAGCUGCAAAUCAAUUUUUUUCAAGUUUCUCGAAGUUUUAUGCAAAUUCAUUCAAUUUUUCAACACGUUUCCAGCUUUUUUUAGUUCAAGAAUCAGAAAAUCAUUUUUUUACUUUCAAAAUCAGAAUUUUAUUUUUUUCGCUAUUUUUUUCAAUCAGCGUCGAACCCGUCUUUUUUUCCAAGUUUUUCCAAUAUUCUUUUGAAAUUUCAAGGUGGAGAUUUAGAAGAGUUUUUUUGCGCGACCGCGUUGCACAACUUUUUUUCAUCCAUUCCUAAUUUUUUUCAAAUUUUUCUUUCGGUCUUUUUUUAGUUAGAAUUCAGAAAAAAAAUCUUAUCAAAAGGGUCAAUUUUUUUAUUCAUAUUUUUUUUACAACUUAUUUUUUUCCUAAUAAUUUUUUUCUAGUUUCCAAGAAAGUAGGUGUUUAAAAAAAUUAAUUUUUUUCCAUAUUCAAACCGUUUUUUUCAUGUUAUCAAAGAAAAAAACCUUGCUUUCGACUUGACAGGCUGACCCGUAAGUUUACAAGUUUUUAGGGUUUUUCAAAAAAAUUAAAUUUUUUUCUCAUUAUUUUUCAUAGUGAUUUUUUUCACAUGAGCUGUUAGAUGCAAAAAAGCCUGUCGUUUCAAAUUCCUUUUUUUUGCCUUUUCAGUAAUUUUUUUUCUGAGCCAGUUUCAUGCGAUAUCAUCUACCGUUCUAGCUUCCUUUUUUUAAGUCCGAGUUGAACUUUCGAGAAGAGAAAAAUAUCCUUGUCCGUCCCUUGUCCGUGGGGUGAAUGUUGCCGGCGUCUUCGGUCGGUGGUGGCGCAGAGAAAAAGACGGAUGUAUCCCUCGGCUUUUGUCCGGCCAGAGAGAGAGUACAGAAAAAGAAGAGAGCUGUAGUCUGCCCUCUCCGAAAAUUCCACGCUCUCUCGCCGGCUUCACCCGAGCAUACAUGCGCCUUUUCCUCUGUUGAGUGAGGGUACUGUGGGGCGAGGCUUUUCUUUCCCUUCCGAGCUCGUCAAUUCGAAGGCGGCGUUCAGUAGAUUGGGUUGUGUACAGAUAAACUUCGCUUUUUUUUUCGAAUUUACUGUGUUUUUUUCAAAUCAAGCUACCCAUUAACCGAAUAAAAUUACUUUUUCCAAUUUGUUUUUCCUCGUUUUAAGGAUUUGCGGCAUUCUUUCAUUCUGUUUAGAUAAAAUAACAGGGUUCCUCAAAAACUAUGAUCAUUUGAGUUUUGAAAAAGUAAGCUCCUCAUAGUUUUUUUUCAAAGAGAUUCAAGAGCUGCUUUUUUAGAAGAUUUUCGAAAACGGUUCUAAUUCUCAUCAAAAAUUUUUUUCACUCCGAAAAUUUUUUUAAUUUCUCAUUUCAGUACUUACAAGAUCUUUCAUUUGUUUACUUUAAUGAAAAAAAUCCAAUUUUUGACAUUCUUAGCUUUAAGAUUUGAACUGUGAAAUAGGUUUUUUUAGAAUGAGUGACAACGAUAUUUAUAGUUUUUAAUCCCGUAGGCAAUGUUUGUAGCCUUGAAAUCGAAUGUAUGAAGCUUAAAGUCCAUAAAUGGUUUUAGGUAUCCGUAGUUACACUUCUUGCCAACACUUUUGAUUGAAAAGAACGAGAACUUUAACAAAAAAAAAGCAGGAAUUCUGGCAUCCAUUUAAAGGCUUUGAAUCAUCGUACACCCGAUUUUAAUUUUGGUUUCGUUGUAGAUUAUGAACUUUUGAAUUUUUCUGAACUUGAGCAUAGGGCGUUUCAAAAAAGGGCAUUUUUAUCACUUUUGUCGAAAUUUUUAGAGCCCUCAUAUAAAUUUUUUUCAUUCUUGAGUUUAUAAGCAGACAUCCGGCCUCUGGUGAUAGGUAAUAGAUCUGAGCUUUUGAAUUUUUUUUUGCAGGUAGAUAAUCUAAGAUUCAGUUUGUAAAGGUAUAUACUCUGAUCGUUCAAUUUUUUUUCAAGCCGGACACUUUCCGUUUUCUAGAUGAAUUUUCGUAGCCUUCAUGUUUAUUGUCAAUUAGCAUUGAUCGAGGAAAAGCGAGAUUUAUUUGUACACAACCUGAUAUGAUUCCCGAAUUCAUGCAGAGAUACUCAAUUUGCUGGUUGGUCUAAUGGUUAGUAAAAGGGUUUGGAAAACUUACGACGAAGGUUCGGAUCUUUAUGAGAACUCAGUUUUCUUUUUUGCACUGUGUAGUUCAAGGUUAUUUUCAAAACUGUUACAUUUUUACGGAAUACAGGUAAAUGAAUAUUUUUUAAAGAAUUUUUUAAAGAUCAAUAGAUUCAUGAGCUUCAAACUUGGUCGCUUUACGGAACAUCUUAUUUUAAAAACGUCUUAUUAUUUCUUUUUUUAGAUUCACAAUCUCUUAUUUUGGCCAUUUUUUCUUUCAAAAACGUCUUAUUUUCUUGAAAUCCCGAGCCAUUUUUUGUAAGAUUGUUCAUGUCAAAAAAAAAAUUUGAGCUUAAAAUUUUUUCGCUAAGCGAUCGAGUUGAAGUUCAUGAGCUUAUUGCGGUUUUUUCAAACUCUUAGGUUUUUUUUUCAAAUUGUAGAUAGACUUCGGACCUUCGUCAAGAGUCCCCCAAGAACGUUUCUUUUUUUUGUUCAAGAAUUUAAAAAAAAUCGAUUUCACUCAAACAAUCAGUAUUAUUGUGUACAUCUGCAUGGGUUCGGGUGCCACCUGACAGUGUCUUGCGAGGUCAUUCCUGCUCCUUUUGUUCCGUCACAACUUCCAAGUUUCAUCCUGAGCCAAAGUGGGCUCGAACUAUUUUCAUUUGGUCGUCAGAUCAUUUGAAAUGAACGUGCAGGCUUGUGUCCUGUGCGAAAAGUGUGCUCUUGAAUUUUGGAAUUUUGAACUUUUCAUAGUUCAUCUGCAAGGCUUCUCAGAUUUAAUAAAUUUUUGAAUUUCGAAUUCUUCUCCAUCUCAACGCAUUCAAUAAGUAAUGGCCAAACAAAAAAAUAUUUUGACCGUUUUGAGAAAUUUUUUUGGAAAAUAAUAGGAUUUUUCAAGUUAAAAAGCUCACCAUUGUCAAUCACUGAAUAAAUGUCAAAUUAUAAAAAAAUCAUCAAAACCCUUUUUUCUUUCUAGGGCUAUUUUUCGAAAGGUUCUUUUCAAAGACAACUUUUUCAAAUCUUUUUUUAAUGUUCUAAUUGAUAAAUAGAUGGAUCAAGUGAUUGACUUUGGUGCAGUUCAAAAAACUUGACAAGCCAUGCAGAUGAACUUUCUGAAAAUCUCAAGUUUUUCUGAAAUGCUUUUUUUGCGGUUCAAGAUCUUUUUAGGUUCAUUAGAGUCAGUCACUUCCAGAAAAGAACAUAUUCAAAAACAUGUAUUUUUUCAAAAGAAUACUUCAAAACUUUUACUCAGUUUUCCGAAAACUUCGAUUUUUUCAAAGGUCGAACCAAAAACUUUGUUUUUCUUCUCACUACCUUUUGAAGGACGUGACUGCCUUGAGUGAAUGCAAGAAGUGCUCAGAAAAAGCUUGAAGGUUUCACCCAAAAAAAAACUUUGAGAGCACUUUUUCAACAUGAUACAAGUCCAGCAUGCCUUUUCAAAGAAUCUGGCCACCAAAUGGAAAGAGCUCGAGCUCAAGCUGGCUCAGGAUGAAGCUUGGAAGUUGUGAUGGAACAAAAAGAGCAUGAGUGAGCCAUCGCAGAACACUGUCCAUUGGCGAGGUUGGAGGGAGAAGAAAACCACGCUCAGCAGUACUCUCACCAGGCCUCAAGCCACCUACCGAAGACUUGGCCUCCGGCUCGGACUCCACAGCCUGCCUGUGGGGUCUGAGGCUGGCGACUUCGGCUUGGGCCCUUAAGGCCCGGGCUGGAGACUCCGCCUCAGACUCCAGAGGCAGGGGCUGUGGAGCUCGAGAUCGAGGUGACCAUCCGGCACCUGAUUCCCCAAGUCCGGCAGCGGCUCUGACCCUGCCGGACAAAACCAAGUACAAACGGGGGAGGAGAAUACUUUAUUCAAAAUCAUGUUUCAGAGUGUCCGGUUCGAUGCCGCCCUCGGAGUACGACGUCGUCCGGCAUCCAUCCCGUCACAUCAAUCGACCUGAAACCCUCCCCAUUGGCCCCCUCGAUUUCCCUCCCUUCUGAUCUCGGAACCCUCCAAAUCUGGAGCGUCCUGAACGCCUUCCUUAAAUGGCCCGAGGCCAAGCCCUUUUUUCUUGCCAAGGCCUUGGUGAACGGCCUUUUUGACUGGAAGCCUUCGAAUAAAGAGUCAAUUUUUUUGCAAGUCCCACAAGGAAGCCAAGAGAAAAGCUCUCUGAAAAGCCCAUCAAGAGGUGCUCAGAGUUGA